This is a messenger RNA of Phycodurus eques (leafy seadragon), 2507 nucleotides long. RefSeq names its product neurotrophic tyrosine kinase, receptor, type 1 (gene ntrk1). The record is from RefSeq and is a predicted model, not a curated record. Gene Ontology annotation, biological process: nerve growth factor signaling pathway; protein phosphorylation; multicellular organism development. The transcript has 17 exons. Bases 1 to 2406 code for a protein of 801 amino acids. Gene Ontology annotation, cellular component: signaling receptor complex; plasma membrane; axon. Lineage: Eukaryota; Metazoa; Chordata; Actinopteri; Syngnathiformes; Syngnathidae. Gene Ontology annotation, molecular function: neurotrophin binding; ATP binding; transmembrane receptor protein tyrosine kinase activity.
AUGGCCGUGGCAAAGGGCGCAGCAUCUCUGGCGCUGGCGCUGCCCCUGCUCCUGAGCCUGGCACCGGCGCCCACUUCGGGAGGGUGCCCGUCGGCCUGCCGCUGCUCUUUCGCCAUGCUGCAGUGCCUGGAGCCCGACGGGAUCGCCGGCGUCCCGGCCCUGGUGCCGCAGGAGAGCGAGAACGUGACGGAGAUCUACAUUGAAAACCAAGCGGGCCUGGAAAAUAUAACGCAAGCAGAACUGAUGAACUACAAAGAGCUAAAAAACCUCACGGUGACGUCAUGCAAGCUGAGACACGUCGCCGCCGACGCCUUCCGCCACAACCUCAAGCUGCAGUAUGUGAACCUGGCCUCCAACUCUCUGGAGCGCAUCUCGUGGAGGGUCUUUCACUUUCUGCCCCUGCUCAACCUGGUUCUGCUGGACAACCCUCUGGUCUGCUCGUGCGACCUCCACUGGCUGCAGCGCCGGCAGCGGAGCGAGCGCGCCGACCCGGACGACCACCUGUUGACGUGCGUCGCCGCCGGGCGCGAAGUACCGCUCGACUCGCUCGUCAUUGACAACUGCAGUCUGCCCGAGGUCACCAUUCUGCCCUCCAACAACAAGGUACAGGAGGGGGGCAACCUGACCUUUGAGUGUCACGUGACAGGAAGUCCCACCCCGCAAGUCAAGUGGCGCACGGACGCUCUCCACUCGCGCUUCUUUGCACAGGAGAGAAUCUGGGGCUCGACGCUGGAGGCGGUCGUGUACCUGACCAACGUCUCGUCCGGCGACAACCUGCACAACCUGACGUGCGAGGCCGAGAACCAGGCCGGGCCCGGGGAGGACGCGGUGCAGCUGGACAUUGAGUUCCCGGCCAAGAUCCUGUACCUGAGGAACGCGGUUCCGAUGCACCACUGGUGCUUCCCGUUCGCCGUGGACGGCAACCCGGAGGCCAACAUCACCUGGCGGUACGAAGGCUCGGCGCUGAAGGAGACGGCCUUCGCGUACACGCAGCUCUUCCCCGACUCGGCCGACGGCUCCAAGAAGCACGGCUGCCUGUUCCUGGACAAGCCCACGCACAUGAACAACGGGCGCUACACGCUGCUGGUGGACAACAAGCUGGGCAAAGACCAGGCCAGCGCCGCCGGCAUGUUCAUGGACAACCCCUUCGGACUCUUCGAUCCCGAGGGCCUCAUUCCCGUCAUCAACGUGGACGCAAUUCCCACCAACAAAUCCGUCACGGACGUCACCGAGAACCUGGAGAGUCGAGUCUUUGUGGUGUCGGCGGCCGUGGGUCUGGCUCUGUUCGCUUGCACCUUCCUGCUGGUCACCGUGUCGGUGAUCAACAAAUGCGGACACAACUCCAAAUUCGGCAUUCACCGCUCGUCCGUGCUGGGCGCCGAGGACGACCUGGCCGUGUCGCUGCGCUUCACGAACUUCGGGAGCAGCCCGCCGUCCUCGGACGAAGACUCGGGUCUGUCCAGCUUCGUGGAGAACCCGCAGUACUUCUGCGGUAUCAUCAAAGACAAAGACAUGUGUGUGCAGCACAUCAAGCGGGCGGACAUCGUGCUGAAGUGGGAGCUGGGCGAAGGCGCUUUCGGCAAAGUCUACCUGGCCGAGUGCGCCGACCUCAGCCUCGACAGUGACAAGAUGUUGGUCGCCAUCAAGACCCUGAAGGACGCCAACGAGUCGACGCGGCAGGACUUCCAGAGGGAGGCGGAGCUCCUGACGGUUCUCCAGCAUCAGCACAUCGUGCGCUUCUACGGCGUGUGCGCCGACGGAGAGCCGCUCGCCAUGGUCUUCGAGUACAUGCGGCACGGGGACCUGAACCGCUUCCUCCGAGCUCACGGUCCCGACGCUCGCAUCCUGGAGGAGUCCAAGAUGGCGGCGCUGGGCGAACUGACCGUACCUCAAAUGCUGCACAUCGCGGCGCAGAUCGCGUCAGGGAUGGUGUACCUGGCCUCGCUGCACUUCGUCCACAGAGACCUGGCCACGCGCAACUGCCUGGUGGGAGAAGGCCUGGUGGUCAAAAUCGGAGACUUCGGCAUGUCGCGGGACAUCUAUAGCACCGACUACUAUCGGGUGGGGGGCCGCACCAUGCUGCCAAUCCGCUGGAUGCCGCCAGAGAGCAUCAUGUACAGAAAGUUCACCACGGAGAGCGACAUCUGGAGCUUCGGCGUGGUCCUCUGGGAGAUCUUCACGUACGGCAAACAGCCCUGGUACCAGCUGUCCAACGGCGAGGCCAUCGAGUGCAUCACGCAGGGCCGCGAGCUGGAGCGCCCGCGCACUUGCCCGCAACAAGUUUACGCGCUGAUGCGCGGCUGCUGGCAGCGAGAACCUCAACAGCGGACGCUCAUCAAGGACAUCCACGCGCGGCUCCUCGCCCUCGUCAAGAACCCGCCCGUCUACCUCCGCAUCCUGGCUUAGGCCGCACCAGCCUCGUCCGUGCGCUGGCGCUCUUUGUCCGCCGAGUGAGACCACUCGCCGCACUAGUACAACCACUGUGUCGUACUAGUAAUGUCUUUUCC